UUUUAGUAAGAUUUUGUCCCGUUUUUUGUCUUGUUUUACAUUAGCUUGGCUGUACUACACAUCAUGCCUCGAUAUACUUCAUUAAUACAUUAAAUAAAUUAUGUCAAAUACACUACUUUUUCAAAUGUAACAGACGUACUGCAUUAAGUGGAUCUGCACUACAUAUUUACACAUGAGAUCGGUAUCGCCGAUAUCAGCCUGAAAAUUACCCAGUAUCGGAACGGAAAGCGACAGAAAAGGAGAACUACACCCUACGUCACCGGUGACGUAGCACGUCAAUACGUCGUCCAAAUUUGCGCGGGUUCGCUGUGGGCAUGGAUUACCUUGUACGGUCGCUUGAGAGAUCACCGAAUUACCAGUAAAUAAGAGCGGACUUAAAAACGAACAGAUGUCCAAGCGUGCGGCGUUUGUUGAAGCCGCCACUAAAGACAAUGUGGAGGACUUCCUUCAGUUCAUCAAGCGUCAUAAGGACAAAGCAGACACUUUCGAUGUGGAAGAGGUCGUGCAGGAGAUGUCCAGGGAUCAGAGAGAGUCUCUGUGGAGGAAACUGGCCUCCCUUCUUCAGGACGUCCUGUUGGAGGUCCCCCCUGAGCACUGGGAGGAGGAUGGCAGGGACGCGGACCCUAAACAUGUCAAGGAUGUCGUGAAUGGCGUUACGCUCGUGGCCAGCGUGUCAGUCAAGGUCCUGCAAGAUGGCGACGCCUACAACGGCCUUCUUGAUGUCGCCCGCCGGCUUCACAAUGUUUUGCUGUCGCUUCCGGUGUCGGGGGCCCACGUGCUGCUCCACAUUCACAUGCUGUGCGAGGCCUGGUGGAAAAAAGACCUACAGGACAAGGAGAAGUUUGGCCACACCGCCUUCAUCAUCUCUCUGCAGAAGAGCUUAGUUUUGGAAAAAGUGACUUCUGAAAUCCAAAGAAUCUGGAACCUCCACAAGGUGCUGUUUGAUGUGGACUACGCCUCCAGCAAGGAGCUCAUCGACCAGCUCCUGCAGUGCUUCUACCACCCAACCUUCAUCAGAAACAACGAUGGCAAGCGCUUCCUGGUGUUUCUCUUCAGCUGGAACAUCAACUUCAUCAGUCUCAUUCACAAAACCAUCAAAAAUAAUCUGGAGUUCUUCAGCAAGAGCACAGUGUCACACAUCACGGAGAUCUACUUCAGAGCCUGGAAGAAGGCCAGCGGAGACUUCCUGAAGAAGAUUGAGAAUGCAUGCAUACAAGAUUUCAUGCAGUGUGCCAUCCUGCUGCACAGAUCCUCACCUGUCCACACCAAAGUCAGACAGAUUUUGAGCUACUUCCACACCAGAAAAACCUGCCACAGAGUGGACAAGAUGCUCAGUGACUUGUACAAGCCCAUCCUUUGGAAAGCCCUCUAUGCUCCUAACUUUGAAGUCCGUGCCAACGCCACUUUGCUUUUCACCUCGGCGUUCCCCAUCCACAACCCCGAUCAAGACAACGAAAAAAUCGAUGAGGCCGUUCAAAAGCAGCUGGACACAGUGAUGGGUCUCCUUUGUGACCCUCACCCUACCGUGCGCUCCAACGCCAUCCUGGGCGUUUGUAAGAUUCUCGCCAAGUGCUGGGAGCUGCUGCCGCCGGCCAUCGUCGCAGACUUUGUGAAGAAGCUGUUGACAGAGCUGGCAUCGGACAUCAGCUCCCCCGAUGUCCGUUGCUCCGUCUUUAAGUCUCUCAGCAUCGUCUUGGACAACACGCUCAGCCAUCCUCUGCUGGAAAAGCUGCUGCCCACACUCAAAUAUAGCCUCCAUGACAAGUCGGAGACUGUUCGCAUAGCAUUCCUCGACAUGCUCAUCCAUGUCAAAGCAGUGCGGGCAGCCAAGUUCUGGGACGUGUGCAACAUGGAACACCUGCUGGCUCGCCUGGCUUUGGACUCCCAGUCCGUUUCCAAGCGUGUUACCGAGCUGCUGUUCAAGUCCUUCUUCCCCGUCGACGAUUCGGAACGGGAGUGGUGCAGCAGGUGCAUGACCCUCAUCCAGAUGAAACCCAUGGCAGCCCGAAGAUUCUACCAGUACGCCUACAUGCACACCGACCCCACUAACAUAGUAAAAUUGAUGCUAGCCAUCCGCCGCAUCCUGAACACCUGCAUCCCGAGUGACGGCAGCAACAUCAAUGACAGCAACAAGGAAAACAGUAUCGCUGAGACUGGACCUCUGGCCAAGGACAUGGUGGCCAGUCUGCUGGAGGUGGUGGCCAUCCUGUGGAGGAGCAUCAACAACGUCCUGAAACGCAACAAGGAGGCUCAAACCUUUGUGUACACCAAGUUUGGUGGCAUCAUGAGCAAGUACUUUAGCACCUUUGAGGAUGAGCGGUGCACAGCUCCUCUUGUGCAGAUGGCCUCCCUCCUGCCCCCCAAUGUGGUACCAACAUUCAGUUGCGGUGUGCUGUCCCGGCUGAGGAAGAUGGACUCUGGAGCCACGCCCUUGCAGUACGGCAUGCUGCUGGACUGCAUGUGCAUUUGGGGCCAAGCUGCAAGCAUCUUGGGACUCAUCACUGACUGGCUGGCGGAAGCCCUUCCCAAGAAACAAGGGGGAAGACACAUCAGUCAGAAGGUGCAGUUCCAGGAGACCAUGGAGGCCAGACCAGACAUGGCGCUGGUUUACUUGGAGUACCUGCUGAUCCACUCAUCCACAAGGGAAAAAGUCCUGGCUCUGAGUCAGGGUCCACUUCCUGAGCUCCAUGCAGUUCUAGGCAGGUGGCAGAUGCUGCUGUACUCUCACCUCAGUUCUACCUCUGAAGGUGCACACGCCUCCAGUGUGGCCCUGAAAGCCUUCACCUGUCACUGCCGCCUCAGCGUGCACCUGCAACAUGGCCUGUCAGACGGCCGCGAGUACCUGCAGUCUUUGGCGAACACGGCAGCGUGGGUGGCUGAGAGGGUGCUGCCCUUCCUGGCCAAAGGUCACCGAGAAGACGCUGAUGACGAUGCAGAAACGGCAACACAAUUAGCGUUGGAGAUAACUGAGAACUUCCUGUUGGUGUGCAAAGACGUGGUGCUGGUGGGUUUGGCUGAUGACACCCUCAGGGGUGAAAUCCUGCACCUGUGCUCGUUGGUCCUGCUCUCAGAUACAGGUUACUGGUGUAUUCCAGUGGUGCUGCAGAUUUUAAAGGAGGUGACGGACAGCUUGGUCCUCCAAGACAACAGACAUGCAGACGGAGAUAUGGAGGAUGCUGCCACCGUGUGUCUGAGCUUGGUAGCAAACAUAUUCCAGAAGAUCAUAGAACUCUUGGCUCGCAGACUCAAGGCAGAGCCGGAGGACGGCAAACAGUUGUGUCAAUCAGCUGUGCCUGGGAUGACAGACUUCCUGCAGGUGGCUCAAAGCUGCACAUCGGCCCCCCUCAGUGGGGUCUUCUCCACCCUUUUCGCCAUCAUCAUUGUGGAAACCAGACACGCCCUCCAGAAGAUCACAAACCCAGAAGAGGUCAUGACCCCGCAGAGGGUGGAGGACAUGCCACCUCUAUCUGCUGUCCUGCUCUCCGUCGUCCUAAAAUCAGCAGCAGUCACCAGGGCGUUUUUGACCGAGGUGGUCUCCUCUUUGGACAUGGAGGCCUUCAGCAGUCAAAGCGAGCUGGUGGCCGUCGUUCACAUCCUGGCGGUGCUCAGAGGCGCGGGACAGCCCAAGGCGUGCUUGAAGAGCGCGGCCAUGCAUGUGCAGCAGCAGCUUCCUGUGCACGCUGAAGGCGGUGACAUCCAAAGGCUCAUUCAUGAAGCUGCUGCAAAGACGCUGGAUGAAAUCCUGGAUCUCCAACAAACAACUUUUUAGACAUAAUUUGUUUUGACAUUUGUUUUCAUAGCUUAUUUCAACACAAACAAACUUAAUAAUGUUUUGCCAGUUCCCCAACACAGUUUGCAUGAAAACAAAAAUGAUUUUAUUCAUGUACAUCUUGUAUUUCAGGAUGCAUUUUCAUACUAACUUUCAUCAUAGAGCUAGUUAGACCAAGCUAUUUUAUUUAUACAACAUUGCUAUAAAUCAGGGUUGUCCAAACUGUGGCUCCGGGGGCCAUUUGCGGCCCAUAGCUGUUUUAAAAACACAAUCAAUCAAGGAAAUGAACACAAACAAGAAAAAGAGCAUUUUUUUCAAGAAUUAAGUAUAAUGUAAUUUUAUUAUAAUUGUAACAUCACAACAAGAUAUUAAGAUUUUAUUUUAACAUAAUACUAUGAGGGACAUUUUUUUGGCAAUAUUAUUAACAAAACAAAGAAUAAAGUUGAGAUAAAAGUCAAAGUAUGGGAAGGUAUGAAAUAUUUGUUAAAUUGGAAAACAGCAAAAAAUUCAGAAUGAGCAGUACAAUAAAAGUAAAAAUACACUUUAAUCAGAUGCAGGCAAUUAUAACUUGGAAUAUAUAUAACUUGUUAGCAUAUCUACAUGAGCUUGUAUCCUUUGACAAGUUUUUGGUAUGGGGGCCUUCCUGGCAAAUGUUCGGACACCCCAGCCGUAAAUGGAGGCAGGAUGUCUGAAUUGAACACAUAUAAACAACUGUACAUUUUUGAUUCUAAAAGUAUGGAACAUUACCAAUAUUCAUGUUUUCAAGACUUACC
Molecule: messenger RNA, 4542 nt
Organism: Doryrhamphus excisus (bluestripe pipefish)
Lineage: Eukaryota; Metazoa; Chordata; Actinopteri; Syngnathiformes; Syngnathidae
Source: RefSeq, a predicted model, not a curated record